AUGAAUAGUGAUAGUGAAUUAAAUAACUAAAUCACAGAAACUUUAUUACAUAAAUUCAAGCAGAUGUAUGAAGAAACGAUUUUUAAUUUAAUACAAAAAAAUAAAAUGCUAGAAAAAGGAAUUAGGAAUUAGAAUAACAAAUCUUAAUAGUUAGAAGAUGAAUAAAUUUUGACAGAGAAAAAAGAAUAAAAGAAAAAAUAGAAUUAGAUGAAAUUUAUUAAUGUUCUUGAUUAAAAUUAAUUAGGCCUACAAUUUGAGGUAAAAAUAUAUUGUAAAAAUUAGUCAGGUAAUAAAUAAGAAUUAAAAAUAUAAAAUUUGUAAGAUAGAAACCAAUAAGUUAUUGAAAUUAAAUCGAAUUAAAUUUAGCACAUUUAAUUUGUUUAAGAAACUGAAAAAAAGUAAAAGAAAUAAGUUUACGAAGAAAAAACUCCAAUAAAAUAUAUUUAAAAAUCAAUUUACUAAAUUUAUGAUCAAGGAAAAUAUAUAAAUUCAAUGAGUUUUUAGAAAAGUACAUAACAAAAUCAGAUGAAUAUGAGUUAAAAGCAUAAACAUUUAAGCCUUUUAAGAAAUUAAUAAUAAUAAUUUGAUGAAUAGCUUUAAAUUUAUAAUUUGAAAUCAAACUUAGCAUAAAAUGAAAAAUUGUAACAAAAAAAAAUUCAUUAAAUAUAAUCAGAAUAAGAAUAAGUUAAGCCAAAUUAGGAUAAUGAGAAAAAUUAUUAUGAAAUAAUAUUAUAAUUAGAAAGAAAACUUUGUGAAUAAAACUUAAAUUAUUAAAUUUACGAAGACUAAAUAAAAGAGUUGUAAAAUUAAAUUUCUUAAAAGGAUUAAAUAAUUAAUCAACUUUUAUAAUAAAGAACUUCGGCUACUUCUAAUGAUACAACUUUGACAAUUGAAAAGAUUGAAGAAAAUUAGGAAUUAAUUAAUAAAUAAGUAUAGGGAUAAAAUAAAUAAGAAUAAAAUUUUAUAUAAAAUUAGUAUUAGAUUGAAUAAUCAUAGAACUAAAAAUGUAAUUAUUAAAAAUGAUAAUAAAUAGUGUAAGAAGAAUUAAAUGAAGAAAGAAGAAAGAAUUUGGAAUUGAUGAGAAACUAAAAAGAUUUUUUGCUUAAAUUAUAAGAUAUAUAUAGAUAAUCAAAAAUAAAAUAAUUUUUAAUGAAAUAAAUGGAGGAUGAAGAUUGUGAGGAAUAGGGAUAAAUAAUUAGUGAGAAUGAAUUUCUUAAAGAAUGGAAGAUAAAUUUUGAAUAGUUGGCUGAUGAAUUAGGAGAGUAUGAGGAAAAUGAAAGAAAUUUAAUGUAAUAAAUGGAAUCUUAAGAUAAAAAAUAUGAAAAAUUAAAUUAAUAAUAUUAAGAAAUUAACCAUUAUUAUGAAUGUAUUUUAAAUAAUAUCUUUUUUAGAGGCAUAUAAUAAAUUAGAAGAAAGUCUUCAUGAAAUUGAUAAUUUGAAUUAAUAAAUUUAAAAUUAGAAUUAGAAAAUAUAAGAUUAAAUAAAUCAGAUAGCAUAAUUACAAUAAAAAAUUCCUCAUUAAGAAGACUAAGGGAAUUAAAUCAUGAUAUAUUUUAAUGAUUAAUAAUAAUAAGUUUUAGAAAGUGAGGACCUAAAUAAUGAUUAAAAUGAUUUUUGA
Molecule: messenger RNA, 1618 nt
Organism: Paramecium sonneborni
Lineage: Eukaryota; Ciliophora; Oligohymenophorea; Peniculida; Parameciidae
Source: the annotation of a GenBank genome assembly